Messenger RNA from Hippoglossus stenolepis (Pacific halibut), 1786 nucleotides. It is a transcript of the gene thnsl2, whose product is annotated as threonine synthase-like 2. The transcript has 9 exons. Gene Ontology annotation, molecular function: pyridoxal phosphate binding. The coding region runs from base 202 to 1659 and encodes 485 amino acids. NCBI's taxonomy places the organism in Eukaryota, Metazoa, Chordata, Actinopteri, Pleuronectiformes, Pleuronectidae. Gene Ontology annotation, biological process: 2-oxobutyrate biosynthetic process; dephosphorylation. The record is from RefSeq and is a predicted model, not a curated record.
ACACUGACGGGACACUGACGGGACACUGACCGGACACAGACCGGACACAGACCGGACACUGAGGGGACACAGACCGGACACUGACCGGACACAGACCGGACACUGACGGACUGAGGAGCGGAAACAUCCGAGCAGCAGCUUCGGUUCUUCUACCGGAUCAGCUCGUGACGGUCCAACUGAACAGCUGAUCGACCAGGCACGAUGCAGUACUGCAGUACUCGUGGUGGCGUCCAUGGAUGGGACUUCAGGGACGUGCUGUUCUCAGGCUACGCUCCAGACGGGGGGAUGUUCAUGCCGGAGAGCGUCCCCGUGCUGAGCCCGGACACCGUGAGAGGCUGGAGGGGCCGGUCCUACCCCGAGCUGGUGGUGGAGGUCGCCUCACUGUUCAUCCCCAACCGGCUGAUCCCUCGACUGGACCUGGAGGUCCUGGUCACUGAAGCUCUGUCUGGUUUCUCGCUGCCUGAGGUCGUCCGAGUCGCUCGGCUGAAGGACGGACUCUCCGUCCUGGAGCUCUUCCAUGGAGAAACCUUGGCCUUUAAGGACCUGGCUAUGACCUGCACGGUGCGUUUCCUCGAGUACUUCCUGCAGAAAGAGAAUCGCAGAGCUACUGUUGUCGUGGGAACCUCCGGGGACACGGGCGGCUCGGCCAUCCAGAGCGCUAAAGGUCUGUCCGGACUGGACGUGGUGGUGGUUUAUCCUCAGGGACGCAUCACCCCCGUCCAAGAGAAACACAUGAUCACCUGCCUGGAGGACAACGUCCACGUGUUUGCAGCCGACGGCAGCUCUGAUGACAUCGACCAGCCUUUGCGGCGUCUGUUUGCGGAUCAGGAGCUUGUGAAGUCUCACGGGGUCAUGAGCCUCAACUCGGUGAACUGGUCGAGAGUCAUGAUCCAGCUCGCUCACUUCAUCUACGCCUACCUGGAGCUGAGCGGGGCAGAGCAGAGCGAGGCAGGUGCUGCUCUGCCUGAGCUGGAGGUGGUGGUGCCCACCGGAGGAGCAGGAAACAUCGCCGCUGGAUUCAUCGUCAAGCGAAUGGGAGUCCCCCUGAAGCUGGUUGCCAUGGUGAAUUCUAAUGACGUCGUUCACAGGGCCGUAACCGCAGGUGACUUUUCCAUGGCAGCUAAUGUCACACAAACACUGGCCCCCGCCAUAGAUAUCCAGGACCCGUACAACAUGGAGCGAGUGUUUUGGCUUCUGUUGGACAGAGACGGAGCCUCAGUGAAGAACAUGAUGGAAGAAUUUCAGAAUACUCAUAAAUACUCUCUGCCUGAAAACCACCGCAAGCUGCUGUCGCAGGUCUUAUCGACUGGAACAGUGACUGAUGAGGGGAUCCUGGAGACCAUGAGGAGAUGUUGGGAUGAGAACCAGUACGUCCUGUGUCCUCACUCAGCUGUGGCUGUUUGGCAGCACUACCACUGUCCUCCUCGCCCUGGAAGCAACAGGUGUUACAUCGCAACAGCGUCUCCAGCCAAGUUCCAGGCCGCGGUGCAGCGGGCCGGCCUGACCUUUGACCUACCUGAGGCGGUGCAGGCGUUGGACAAGUUACCCACUCGAUACCAGAUCCUGGAGCGGAGCCCGGACUGGUGCAAAGACUGGGAGCAGACACUGAGGGAGAAGAUCCAGUCUGUGAGCGUCUCCAGGAAAAACAGAGGGAUUUAACUCUAAUGAAGGACGUGAUGAUACUGUAGAUUCACUGCAGGAAUAAGACUCUGUGGCUGAGGUCAUGUGACUCAGGUUCUGAUCUAUGUACCUUCUUAUCUGGAUCCAGUAAAAGAUGAUCACUGCC